GAGCACCACCGAUACGUUAUCGAAUCUGCAUGAUUUUCUUCGGUUUUCCUAAAGUUGUUUCUCGGUCUUUUUGCAAUUUUGUAAAUAUGUCGAAAAGCGCUCUGGUUAUUCUGGCUCCCGGGGCCGAGGAAAUGGAAUUCAUCAUAGCUGCCGACGUUUUGAGGCGUGCAGGGAUCAAGGUCACCGUGGCCGGAUUGAACGAUGCGGAGCCGGUGAAAUGCUCCCGGGACGUGCAAAUUCUCCCGGACACCUCGCUCUCCAAAGUAUCCUCCGACAAGUUCGAUGUGGUGGUUCUGCCUGGCGGACUGGGCGGCUCCAAUGCCAUGGGAGAGUCCUCGCUGGUGGGGGACAUCCUGAAGAGCCAGGAAUCCGGCGGCGGACUCAUCGCCGCCAUUUGCGCGGCUCCCACGGUUUUGGCCAAGCACGGAAUCGCCUCUGGAAAGUCCCUUACCUCAUAUCCCUCAAUGAAGCCGCAGCUCGUCGACAAAUACAGCUAUGUGGAUGAUAAGAACGUGGUUCAGGACGGGAAUCUGAUCACCAGUCGAGGCCCUGGAACCGCUUACGAGUUUGCCCUCAAGAUCGCCGAGGAGUUGGCAGGAAAACCCAAAGUCCAGGAGGUCGCCAAGGGCCUCCUUGUUGCCUAUAAUUGAAUGAAGACAAGGAAUCCGAGACUCUCGGUUGUAAUUUAUUAAAGUUAUAUUGAUCUAUACCAUUGAUGUAAUCAAGGACUGCAUUAAAAUAGUGAAACGCA
This is a messenger RNA of Drosophila ficusphila, 751 nucleotides long. It is a transcript of the gene dj-1beta, whose product is annotated as protein dj-1beta. Gene Ontology annotation, cellular component: cytosol; nucleus. The transcript is spliced from 3 exons. Gene Ontology annotation, biological process: guanine deglycation, glyoxal removal; protein deglycation, glyoxal removal. The coding region runs from base 30 to 650 and encodes 206 amino acids. Gene Ontology annotation, molecular function: protein deglycase activity. The record is from RefSeq and is a predicted model, not a curated record. Lineage: Eukaryota; Metazoa; Arthropoda; Insecta; Diptera; Drosophilidae.